Molecule: messenger RNA, 1122 nt
Organism: Rhodotorula toruloides NP11
Lineage: Eukaryota; Fungi; Basidiomycota; Microbotryomycetes; Sporidiobolales; Sporidiobolaceae
Exons: 1
Coding region: 1-1122 (373 amino acids)
Source: RefSeq, a predicted model, not a curated record
AUGCUCACAGAUCUUCCUAGAGACGUGCUCGAGCGCAUUCUCAGCUUCGUACAAUACGCUAGCCCGCCAGCCCAAUUCGCCCGCCUCGCCCUCGCCACGCCUUCCCUCCACACCCUCGUUGACCAACUCCUCGUCCGCAACCUCGUCUUCUCGACGUCCGGCAGCGUGCAGGCAUUCUUAGCGAGGGUAGAGGCUGGAUCAAACGCAGCGAGCGACACGCGAACACUGGUGUUGCGGAAGAGCGAUGUCGAGGCGCAGUCGGGUCGAGGGACGAGGAGACGACGAGGCGAAGCGAACGAGUCCUGUUCUGAGGAGGACCUUCUGCGGCUGUGCUUGGCCUGCGUCGGGCUGGAGGAGCUCCGUCUCGAGGGACCGGCAUUCACGACACUGAAACGGCGCCAACUUGGCUUCGCCUCGAACCUUUCCUCCCUUCGCGUUCUCUCCAUCGCAGGCAGCCGCGCAGGCUUCAACUUGCACGCCAUCGGACAGAUCCUUCAGGACUUGCCGCAGCUUGAGGAGCUGGACCUCAAGCGGAUCCAGGCUUCCCCAGCGGCCUUGAAGGCGCCGCCUCGUCCACUUUGCCGCCUGAGGCGCUUCGCGCUGCACUCUUCGCCCGCCGUAUCGCCGCAGCAGCUCGAGUGGCUGCUCGGGGCUUCUAUCCAAGCCGACUCGCUGCGACAUCUCGACUUCGACAUCGCCGAGAUUCCACCAUCUCGUCUCGGCGGCUUGCGAUGGGCAGCGACGCCCGUUCGGUCCUUGCACUUGACUUCAAGCAACAUGCGUGCUGUCGAGAAGCUGGCUCAGCAUUUCCCUACCCUGUCGAGCUUCGCCUUCACGACCUCCGGCCAUCCCGACGCUUUCAUCCUGCUGUCGAGCUGCGGGACGAGCGCCACCUUCGAAGAGCUCGUCGACCGGUCCGACAGCAGAUGCGGCUUGCCACCGCUGGAGCUAGCGAGCGCCCUGCUGUACUUGCGGCGACAGGGGCAGCUGGCGUCUCUCCGGCGCGUCGUCCUCCCUUCCCACCGGCAAUUCGACCAAGCCUUUUCGGUUCUCGUCGAGGUCUGCGCGUCUCUCGGCAUGAGCUGCGACACCAUGCCCGUUGCAGCAUCCACGUCCGACUGA